This is a messenger RNA of Scheffersomyces amazonensis, 2019 nucleotides long. RefSeq names its product DNA polymerase epsilon noncatalytic subunit (gene DPB2). The coding region runs from base 1 to 2019 and encodes 672 amino acids. The transcript has a single exon. Gene Ontology annotation, molecular function: DNA binding. Gene Ontology annotation, cellular component: epsilon DNA polymerase complex. Gene Ontology annotation, biological process: error-prone translesion synthesis; DNA-templated DNA replication. The record is from RefSeq and is a predicted model, not a curated record. Lineage: Eukaryota; Fungi; Ascomycota; Pichiomycetes; Serinales; Debaryomycetaceae.
AUGGAUAGAAGUGUGACCAGUGUGACUAGUGGAAAUGGGUCGUUACCUGUAAAGCUUCUGCCUUCUAACUUACGGCCCAUAGCAUAUCGAAUUUUAUCUAAAAAGCAUGGACUUAAUAUUAAGACCGAUGCGUUAAGUCUUCUUACUGAAGUGAUUAGUUUUAAGUAUGGAUUUGAUUGGAAAGGUGUCCAUUCUCAACAAUUCAUAGAAGAGAUUGCCAAGAUAUGGAAACUCGAAGAUCGAGGGAUAUUUAUCGAUGGACCGGGUUUAAAACAAGUGAUUCGAGAGAUUAAUAAUAAAACAGAAAGUUCAACGGCUAGUCGAUCUUCAAGUACAGAAACUGAAGGAAUAGUGGCAGGAAGAUCAGAUACUAUAGUUGAUAAUAAUGAAUCAGAAGAACAAAGUUUAAAUUGGGAAGACUUUUUCAAAUUCAUAAAUCCAAGUGAUCAAACUCCAUGUAAAUUCGAUAAACAAAGAAAACAAUUUACUCUUACGCCUCAUGGAAGACAUGAUAAAAAGACAUUGACAGAUUCCUUAAAUAAUUAUCUUCAAAGUUCGAUUGAAUUAUUUAACAAUAGAUAUAAUUUGUUAUAUGAUAGACUAUCUAGAAAUGAGAAUUUUCAAAAGACUUCCUAUUCUAGUAUUUCAUCUAUUAGUAGAACUAUGAAUCAUCUUACUAGUGAGAUUACUUUAAUUAAAAAUGUCUUAGGUAGAGAUGGUUCAAAAUUUAUAUUAUUUGGUUUAUUAAGUAAAGGAGCAAAUGAUGAAUAUGUUUUAGAAGAUUCAAGUGAUUAUAUUGAACUUAAUUUAUCACAAGCAUAUAAAACACAAGGUUCAUUUUAUUUUCCGGGAAUGUUUGUUAUUGUAGAAGGUAUUUAUUCAGCAUCAGGAGGUCUUUCAAGUAAUAGAAGUGAUUAUAUAGGAGGUUGCUUUCAUGUAAGUAAUAUUGGUCAUCCACCGGCUGAAAGACGUGAGAUAAGUAAUGAGAAUUAUGGAUAUCCUGACUUUCUUGGUAUUCAUAAGCAAAGUGGAGAUAUGGUAUUGAAAGUUAAUAAAGCUUUAAGAAAAAAAUUGGUUUCUUUAGAAAGAUCUUUACACCAUCAUAAAUUUAUAUUUUUAGGAUCGGAAUGUAAUUUAGAUAAUUUUAAAAUUCUUGAUGGUUUGAAAAAGUUCUUUAACCGAUUAGAAAAUUCAAUAAUAGAGUCAAAUGAUGAAGAUAUUCCAUUGGCAUUAGUUUUGACGGGAUCAUUCCUGUCUAAACCAUUAACAGGAACUUCAUCUACCAUUGCAUCAGUCACAAACUCCGAACUAUAUAAAGGUUAUUUUGAUGAUUUAUCGACUUUAGUGAGUCAAUUCCCCAAUGUGGUACAAAAAGUUAAAUUUGUUUUAAUACCAGGCAAGAAUGAUCCAUGGCAAUCAUCUUAUUCUUUAGGUAGUUCAAAUUCAAACUAUUUCCCUCAAACUUCUAUUCCUCGAUUAUUUGUCAAUAGGUUAGAGAGAUUACUACCAAAGGGUCACUUAAUACUAAGCUGGAAUCCUACCAGAAUUAAUUAUUUAUCACAAGAAAUAGUGAUAUUAAAGGAUGAAUUAAUAAGCAAAUUUAAAAGAAAUGAUAUUAUAUUUGAGAGUGAUUUACAAUUAGAAAAGGAAUUAGUAAAACUAGACGAAUCUCCCGAGAGAAUCAAUCAUUUAAUUCUGCAGGAGCAAACAGAACAUAUAUCUCCCAAAAUCAAACAGGCUCGUAAAUUGGUUAAAACCUUAUUAGAUCAAGGACAUUUACAACCUUUCUUGAAAGAGUUAAAAUUAGUCAAUCCUGACUAUGACUACGCCUUAAGAAUAGAACCAUUACCUACAGUUCUAAUACUUCAUGAUGAAAAUUUUGAUAAUUUCGAAAUUACUUACAACGGCUGCAAAGUGAUAAAUAUUACUAAACUCGUUAGCCCAACGAAUCGAAAGUUAAACUUUGUAGAAUACACUCCGUGCCAUAAAAAGUUUGACUUCAAGGAACUCUAUUUCUAA